ACUGUUGAUAUGCGUUAAAUAUAACGUUAUAUUGUUUGUAACCGACAGUCAGUGCUGGCGAGAUGAAGUGGCUAGUGCUUUUGGCAGGAGUGACAGUGGCACUGUGUGCCGUCCCGCGGGGCAACCAACGCGACAUCGUCAUCGCAGAAGACGAUGAGAAGGGCUUCUUGUUUUCCGCUUUUGGAGUGUCAGGAGAAGCCGAACUGGUGGGCCACAUCGGCCGCCGCAUCUCCUCUGAUGAUGAGGAGGUGACCUUCGAGCUGAAUCAUUGGAUGGAUGAGGAGGCGGGUGCAUACCGCGUCAGCGUGCACUGGGACGGUCCCAGCGACCGCGUGUUUGAAGACUGUUUUGAUUUUGGUACUCGCCAAUGGUACGGAGGCCCGGAACAGAAAGAGCAAUACUGGCCCAUCCAAAAUGGCAACCUGGAAAAAUACUCUGCAAUCUCCAAAGAGGCCGAUAACUCCGCCGUUUUCGAACGAUAUUGGCUGAAUUCCGUCGGUCAGUACAUUUACGUCCACCCUGAGGUGCCACUCUUCGUUGACUAUCACAAUGUCGUCGGAAACCACAUCUGCUUCAUUGCUGAAGUCGCCGAUCCCUACUCCUCCAGGCGCACCCAUAACAUCCUCAAAUACGACAUCUGGUUCUUUUCGAACCCCAAGGCCGCUCACUUGCAUGCCGUCAACACUUACCUGGGCAAACCCUCUGGGCUUCCAGACUACAGAAUGAUCCAAUACCCAGUUUUCUCGUCAUGGGCAAGAUACGCCCGUGGUAUCGACCAGAACAGUCUCUGGGCUUUCGCUAGCGAGAUCAAGGAUAGUGGUUUCCCCAACUCCCAGUUUGAAAUUGAUGAUCUGUGGGAGAUCUGCUACGGAUCCCUGACUGUUGAUGAGAGGAAACUGCCUAAUUUGAGGCAGUUAGUGCAGGACAUCAAAGGUCUUGGCUUCAGGGUCUCCAUCUGGAUGCAUCCGUUUAUCAACCAAGAUUGUGAACCUUGGUACUCGCACGCUUUGGACAACGGCUACUUCGUCGUCAACGAGGAAGGCAGCCCCGACACGACGUGGUGGAACAACAACGGCUCCAUCCCCGGAUACAUCGACUUCACCAACCCCGAAGCAGUCGAGUGGUACAGCAGCAGGGUACGCGACCUCCUGGAUACAUACGACAUCGACAGCGUCAAGUUCGACGCUGGAGAAUCUAGCUGGUCUCCUCAGAUCCCUGUACUAAACGGCGACAUCGACCUCCACCCGGGCCACAUCGUAUCUUCGUACGUGCGAGCUGUCGCUGAAUUCGGUCCUAUGAUUGAAAUCAGAGCUGGUUUGAGAACCCAAGACUUACCAGUGUUCAUCCGCAUGGUCGACAAGGACACCUUUUGGGGCUUUAACAACGGCUUGGCGACCCUCAUCACCACACUCCUGCAGAUGAACAUCAACGGCUACACCCUGGUGCUGCCCGACAUGAUCGGUGGCAAUGGAUACGUUGACGAGGACCUGUACUACAGAAGACUGCCGAGCAAAGAGUUGUUCAUCAGAUGGCUCCAGGCUAACGUGUUCAUGCCUUCGCUUCAAUAUUCGUUUGUGCCUUGGGAUCACGAUGAGGAGGCGAUUGAAAUCUGCCGCCGCUACACCCAGCUGCACGCUGACUUUGCUGACGAGAUAGUGGCCGCCAUGGAAGCCUCCGUCAAGCAGGGCACGCCUGUCAACCCGCCCAUCUGGUGGGCUGAUCCUAGUGACGAAGUCGCGCAUGGAGUUUGGGACGAAUUCAUGCUUGGAGAGGGAUUGCUGGCCGCCCCGGUGGUAGAAGAGGGAGCGGUUUCCCGUGACAUCUACCUCCCGAGCGGGUCGUGGCGCGACGGGAACUCUGGCGACGUGUACGAAGGACCAAGAUGGCUGCGCGACUACCCCGCGCCCCUCGACGUACUGCCAUACUUCAUUCGCGAAGAAUAAUUUAUUAUUAAUUUAUUAUACAUAUUGUAUUAAAUGUUUUUUGUUAUUAAAUUAUUUGAGUUUAUGGUUUUA
Molecule: messenger RNA, 2015 nt
Organism: Manduca sexta (tobacco hornworm)
Lineage: Eukaryota; Metazoa; Arthropoda; Insecta; Lepidoptera; Sphingidae
Product: myogenesis-regulating glycosidase
Exons: 9
Coding region: 63-1943 (626 amino acids)
Biological process (GO): carbohydrate metabolic process
Molecular function (GO): hydrolase activity, hydrolyzing O-glycosyl compounds
Source: RefSeq, a predicted model, not a curated record